CAUCAACAUCUACACUUAUAGAGGACAUUUGAUAUCUUGUGAGCUACCAGCUCUCUGUGAGACUAGACAAACGCAAUCCCAAUGCUAUAAAAUGCACAACACAGGACUCAAUUCCAUAUACUGUCUCAGACAGCUAACAUUGGAGUCAAACGGAUAUAUCUGUCUCUACACCUCCACCCCUUCUCAAGCACAACCUGCAAACCAACAACUUCUUAUCAGCAUGUAUAACAUUCAUUUCCACCCCAAACGCCCCGAGAAACCUAUCUCUACACGAUCACCCUCACGAAUACCGCAUUUGUGCCACCCCAACCAUUACGCCACAAAACCGACCAACCAGCCGACCCGAAGUAGCGCUGCACCACCACCGCCCAUCAUCUAACUAUAAACAUUCACCUCACACAACAUGAUUACCGCGCGGCCACCUCGUACGACAUAACCCUCAUGUGGUUUGUUAGAUAGAGAUCGACGAUAUGUUUGACCGUUUGCGAAUACGAUGUCGUUUGGUGGC
This is a messenger RNA of Aaosphaeria arxii CBS 175.79, 508 nucleotides long. RefSeq lists its product as uncharacterized. NCBI's taxonomy places the organism in Eukaryota, Fungi, Ascomycota, Dothideomycetes, Pleosporales. The transcript has a single exon. The coding region runs from base 92 to 379 and encodes 95 amino acids. The record is from RefSeq and is a predicted model, not a curated record.